Molecule: messenger RNA, 816 nt
Organism: Phytophthora nicotianae INRA-310
Lineage: Eukaryota; Oomycota; Peronosporomycetes; Peronosporales; Peronosporaceae
Exons: 7
Coding region: 1-816 (271 amino acids)
Source: RefSeq, a predicted model, not a curated record
AUGGCAGGCCACGGCGGGCGCGGAGGCUUCCAGAUGUCGGACGGGGACUGGGCCUGCCCCAAUCCUGGCUGCUCCAACAUCAACUUUGCGCGUCGAAAUGCGUGCAAUCGCUGUCAGACUCCCCGACCCGAAGGAGUGGGCGGCGAUAAGGCCAAAACCAAAGGAGGAACCGACUUCCGAGGUCCCCCGGGGCUUUUCCAGCCUGGAGAUUGGACGUGCAUCACAUGUGGUAAUGUGAAUUGGGAGCGACGCACCGAGUGCAAUAUGUGCAAAAGCUCCAAGCCAGGGAUGGCAGGACUGGACGAGAAACGCGAUGGUGCCGGUGGUGGCUUCAACGAGCGUCAGGAACGAGUCGCAUCGGCUAAAACGGAGGUCGGGGAAGAUGGCUACGAUGAUUUUGGCAUGCGGAAGAAGAAAGUGAAAGCGUCCAAAGCUGAGCGUGAGGCUGCAGCACUCGCUCGUCUGCAGCAGUCGUACAGCGCCAUUUACCAACCACCCCAAAGCGCAACCGAAUUGCCAUCGACUACUUCAGUACCCGCAUCCAAGGAGGUUAGAGAAGAAGUGACAGGCAAUGCCUCGCAGGACCACGACCGUCGUGACAGCGAGAAGCGGCGACGCAUCCGUUCACCAGCAGCGACCAGUGCGCGCAGUCGCAGUCGAGACCGACGUCGUCGCAGCCCAAGCUGUGAAAAGAGGGACCGACGCAAUCGUAGUCCUGUAGGCCGGAGCCGAGACCGACGCCAUCGUAGUCGAAGCCGCGAUCGCAAUGAGAACCGAGAACGAGACCGUGAUAGGCGUGAUAGGCGCUAUUGGUGA